Messenger RNA from Helicoverpa zea (corn earworm), 1929 nucleotides. RefSeq names its product glucose dehydrogenase [FAD, quinone]-like. The annotation marks the transcript as partial. The record is from RefSeq and is a predicted model, not a curated record. Gene Ontology annotation, molecular function: oxidoreductase activity, acting on CH-OH group of donors; flavin adenine dinucleotide binding. The transcript has 2 exons. NCBI's taxonomy places the organism in Eukaryota, Metazoa, Arthropoda, Insecta, Lepidoptera, Noctuidae.
UGUUUCAGAGGGAAGACUAUGGGAGGAUCGAGUGCCAUAAACUAUAUGAUAUACAUGAGAGGCAACAGGAGAGAUUACGACAGCUGGGAGGAGUUGGGCAACCAUGGGUGGAGUUAUAGAGAGGUGCUGCCGUACUUCAAGAAAGCAGAAAACAAUCAAGACGUUGAAGCCCAUGAUACUCACUACCACGCAACUGGUGGUCCUAUAAACGUUGAGCGUUUCAAAUACUUAGAUAUCAACUCUUUGAUGUUAGUAGAAGCGUUCAAAGAAAAAGGCCUACCAAUCACUGAUUUCAAUGGCGAGAAUCAAUUAGGAACUGACAUAGCUCAAACAACAACAAAACUAGGUCAAAGAAACUCCGCUAAUAAAGCUUACAUAUCCCCAAUAAGACAUAAAAGACCAAACAUUCACAUAAUAACCAAUGCUUUCGCAACUAAAGUUCUCAUUGACCCCAUCACAAAGGAAACAUAUGGAGUAGAAUACGUAAAGAAUGGACAAAUAUUCGCAGCUCAUGCAGAUAAAGAAGUCAUUCUAAGCGGUGGCACAAUUAAUUCACCAAAACUGCUGAUGUUAUCUGGCAUUGGACCAAAAUAUCACUUAAAGAGCCUUAAUAUUCCCGUGCUAUCUGAAUUAAGUGUAGGCAGUAAUCUGCAGGAUCACAUUACGACCGAUGCUUUAACUAUGGCGCUUUCAAAUAAAACAUCAACAGCUGUGAGUGGAGAACAACUAAUGGAUGAAAUUCGCAAGUUCCAUGACCAACCUUUGCCUAAAAAUGGACCUUUAGCUUCCACUGGAACAUUGACUGGCACUGCUUUCAUGAGCACGUAUUAUCAUGAUGAUGUUCCAAAUAUGCAAUUUCAUUUCGAUGGAAGAAACGUUAAAGACUUUUAUGCUGACCCAACUACAUACCUAGCCACAAAUAUAUUUCCUUUAGCGUUUUACGAUGGCUUAUCGGCAAGACCUUUACUAUUGACACCUAAAAGCAGAGGAUUUAUUUUACUGAAUACCACAGAUCCAGUAUUUGGGCCACCAUUGAUUUACUCAAGGUUUUUCAGUGAAAGGGAAGAUAUGGAAGCGUUGAUUGAGGGCUUGAAAUUCGUUGUGAGUUUAGAAGAAACUGAAGCAUUUAGAGCGAGUGGGGCUAGAUACGUUAAAGUACCAGUUCAGGCUUGUUCAGAUUAUAUUUGGGGAACGGAUGAGUACUAUACGUGUAUUCUUAUUCAGUACACUGCAACUAUAUUCCAUCCUGUGGGAACUUGCAAGAUGGGUCCUAAGUGGGACAAAGAAGCUGUAGUAGACCCAAGAUUAAGAGUCUAUGGUAUUGAGAAACUUAGAGUAGUAGAUGCUUCCAUUAUGCCAUUGAUUGUUAGAGGUAAUACGAAUGCUCCAACGAUAAUGAUUGCGGAAAAAGCUUCAGACAUGAUAAAAGAGGAAUGGUUAUAAAUUAUAUUAGUGCCUAACUAGUUUAAUAGGAUAUUAUUAGUUUACUUAGGUACUGUUCUAGUGCUUCCAUGUAAAAGAAAAGGUUUACCAAUUUGCAAUAAGUGAGCAAGGAAAGAGCUUCCUUUAAUCCGAAAAAAAUAAUUUUGCUUUCGGUUUAAACUAUUAGGAGAGACAAAGGCAUUUUAGUGCGUUCUUAGAAUAAGAAAAUGAAGAAGAUUGUGUUGGAUCCACGGGUUUUUAAAUAUACUUACUAAAAAAUACGUCACAGCCUCGCUCAAAAAGAAAUGAAAAAAAUACUUACAAGGCCACUUCGGAUACCAGUGACCCCUAAAAUUUAUAAUUUGCAUUAUUUUCUAGCAUUUAAAAAUUUUUAACCAUCAUAAAGAUUUUUAUCUCAAAACAUUGCAAUUAAACGAAACUUAUUACAAUAAUUACGUUAAGUAGGUUUAAUGUAAAUAAUUGUAUAUAAGUGUUUUAUUUUAUAUC